This is a messenger RNA of Teleopsis dalmanni, 459 nucleotides long. Its product is annotated as coiled-coil-helix-coiled-coil-helix domain-containing protein 7. The transcript is spliced from 3 exons. The record is from RefSeq and is a predicted model, not a curated record. Lineage: Eukaryota; Metazoa; Arthropoda; Insecta; Diptera; Diopsidae. Bases 161 to 418 code for a protein of 85 amino acids.
AGAAAUACAAAAAAUUCUUAUUGUGGUAUUGACAUUGGCUCAGCAGCUCAUUUUUUAUUUACAUUAUUGAGGCUGUCAAAACAAAUUUUUACAGCGGCUCACUCCCACAUCCACACCGGCUGGUUGAAUUUGUUGUUUUUUAUGUAAUACAGAACUAAGCAUGUCACGAAAUUUGGAUGCUGAGAGAACGAACCCCUGUUUAAAGGAACAAGAACUGUCUUUUAAAUGUUUAAGUCAAAACAAUUUUGAACAUGAAAAAUGUGAGGUUUAUUUCGCCAACUAUAACAAAUGCAAAGAUUUUUGGAACAAAGUCAGAUUAGAAAGAAGAAGAAAUGGCAUUGAACCUUAUUUGCCUCCAGUAGAAGAUCGAGCAAGAAUCAAAGCAGAAUAUAUGAAAACAAAGCCCCAAACUCCUUAAAACAACAAUAAAAUUUUUACUACGAUUUAAAUUAUAUUAUA